UCUCUAACUUUCCCUCAGUUGAAUAAUUAAACACUUCUGCUUGUUUCCAGUGGACGGGACUGGACAGGGCAUCUCCAUCUCUCUUUUUUUUGUCUUUCAAAUAAUAAUAAUGAUCUACCGUCUGAGAUGAGAGAAACAGAAUCUAUGCUAAUGCUCACCAUAUGUUCGAUGAAUGACCCAAAAGUCGACCCCACGGCACAAACAUCCAACCCAAUCCAAUCCAAUCCAAGCCAAGAACAAACAUAACAGUCUUAGACCAAGCCACAUCUCUCUCUUUCUCUCCAUCCAUGUAUUUAAUAUUUUAAAAAGUUUUAAGGAAACCCAUCUUCUCUUUCAGAAAAAUCAGACGCACCUUUAUAUAUUUAUAUUAUUUUAGUACACGUGUUUGUUUGUUUGUUUCUGUGUUUCUUGGCUUGUUCAAGGUUGCCGGCCAUGCCCACGCCGGUGGACUUGGUGAGGCAAUGCCUGACGGAGGCAGCCGCGCGUGUUUUAGACGACGCUGUGGCGGUGGCGCGUCGACGGAGUCAUGCUCAGACCACUUCGCUCCAUGUGGUCUCCGCUUUACUAGCUCCACCUUCGUCAACUCUACGCGACGCUUGUGCGCGUGCCAUGAGCAUCCCGUACAACUCGCGCUUGCAGUUUCGUGCGCUGGAGCUCGGCGUCGGGGUCGCACUCGACCGGCUGCAGAGUUCGAAAUCAGUGGAGCGGCCGCCUAUAUCGAACUCGCUGACGGCGGCAAUCAAACGGGGGCAAGCGAGCCAGCGGAGGAAUCCGGAGAAUUAUCACCUGCAAUUGAUACACUGUAACCAACAAUCAGCGUCUCUUUUGAAGGUGGAAUUGAAAUAUUUUAUUUUAUCUAUUCUAGACGAUCCUAUUGUUAAUCGUGUGUUUGGUGAAGCCGGUUUCCAAAGCUUUGAAAUAAAAAGAGCGAUACUUCAACCGCCUGUUGCACAAUUAUCUCCCAAAUUUCCGCGAACCCCUCGGUUUCUUUGUAAUUUAACGGACUCGGGAUUGGGACCGGACUCGGUCCGAGCUGGACUGAGCUUACCGCUUGGUUUUGCGGAUGUUGACGAGAGUUGUAGGAGAAUUGGUGAAGUUUUUGUGGAGAGACAUGAAAAAAAAGGGAGGAACCCCUUGCUUGUUGGUGUUUAUGCAAAUAAAGCUUUGAGAGGAUUUAUUGAAAAUGUAACUUCUAGGAAGCUGGGGGUUUUGCCUAAAGAAGUAUAUGGGAUGGAUGUGAUUUGUAUUGAGAGGGAGAUAAGGAAGUUUGUUCUUGAGAAGGGAAGUGAAGAGAUUAUUGCGUUAAGAUUUAAGGAAUUGGAAACUGCGGUGGAGCAAUGUUCAGGGCCUGGUGUUUUAGUGAAUUUUGGUGAACUAAAAGCUUUGGUUGGUGACAAUGUGUCAAGUGAGGCUGUCAAGUUCGUUGUUUCGAAAUUGACCAGUUUGUUGGAGAUGAAUAGUAGGAACUUAUGGUUGAUAGGAGCGGUGGCGAAUUAUGAAGCUUACUCAACGUUUUCAAAUGUAUUUCCAAGUAUAGAGAAGGAUUGGAAUCUGCAACUUUUGCCUAUUCACUUCAAAUCCAGCUUGAUGGGGUCCUUUGUUCCAUUUGGUGGAUUCUUUUCUUUGCCACUUGAGCCUAAAAGUCCAAUGAGAAGCAAGAAUCAAUAUAAUACUUCUUGUUACCUUUGCAAUGAGAAGUUUGAACAUGAAGUUGGUGCGCUUUUGAAGGGGCGAUCAAUUACUUCAGUUGCAGAUCGGUGCUCAGAAAAACUUUCUUCUUCAUUAGAAAUGGCAGAAUUUGACACCAGAAAGGGUGUUGAUAUGGUCAAGGCCAAGGAGGAUGGAACGGCAUUGCAUGCUGAAGUCCUGGAGCUACGAAAGAAAUGGAAUGAUAUUUGUCAACGUCUUCACCACACUCAAGUACUACCCAAAUUACGUACUCCCGAAACAAGGUCCCAAGUCCUAAAUUCCAGGGUCUUUAUCACAGACAUGAAGGAAAGCGGCAGUAAAGAUCCUACCUCAAAUGAAAAUCUGUGUGGUAAUCUAAAUCCCAUCAUGAACAUAGAUUUGCAAAAGGUAUUACCCCCAAUACCAAAGACUUUGAUAGCAUCAACUUCUCAAGCUGAGAUUAUAAAUUCCCAAUCCAGGGUACAGGUAAACUCUUAUAAAGAUCAGCAAUUAGAGAAUGAGAGCCAGCCACUUUCCCCUCAUAGCCCUCCAUCUUCAUCCCCACUUGCAGUAACCACAGAUUUGGGAUUAGGAACAAUCUAUUCUUCAACCAGGCGGGAGGCAGAAACUCCAGAAUUUAUAGAUCAGAGUCUUUCUCAUCCCAAAUCUCCUAAGUUUGAUGCAGUUCAUGAGGGUACCUACUUUGCCAAAUGUUGUUCUCACUCCAGCAGCUCCAUUACUAAGUUAGGAGAGCUACCACAUGAUGGCGAUGACAAGACGCUUAGAAAAAAACUUGCUGAAAAGGUUGGCAGGCAGGAUGAAGCCAUAAUUUCUAUUAGUCAAGCUGUAUCACGUUGUAGGAAUGGACGAGGACGGCAUCAGGGCUCAAGUGGUAGAGGAGACAUUUGGCUUAGUUUCCUUGGGCCUGACAGAGCUGGAAAGAAAAUAAUUGCUUCAACUCUUGCUGAGAUAAUAUUUGGUGACCAGGAAAACAUAAUUUGCAUGGAUUUUAGUUCCCAAGACAGGGGUAGCCAUUUGGAAUAUAUUUUUCAGUGCAAACAAUUGGAUGGUUGUGAUAUGGAGUUUCGGGGGCACUAUGUUGUUGAUUAUAUUGCUAAGGAGUUGAGUAAGAAACCAGAUUCAGUUGUCUUCCUCGAAAAUGUAGAGAAGGCUGAUCCUGUGACCCAAAAUGCAUUAUCCGAGGCUGUGAAAAUUGGUAAACUUCACAACUCAUUCAAGAGAGGAGUCAGCAUCAGCAAAGUGAUCUUUGUGACAACAACGACAAUCAUGAAAGGUAACAAUAGUGAAAUUUCAGAGAGGAAAGCCAGUAAAUUUUCUGAGGAAAUAAUUUUUGGAGCCAAGAAGUGGCAAAUGCAAAUGUCAAUUAGUUGCAGAAAAUCUUGGAAUAAAAGAAAGCUGAUUGACAUUGAUGACUCUGCAGCUGAGUUGCAGAAAACGGAUCACAAGUGGAUGAGAUCCAAUCUAGAUCUUAACCUUCCUAUAGAGGAGGCAGAAGAGAAAAACAAUUCUAUAGGAUAUGACAGUGAUGCCACCUCUGAAAGCACAGAAGCUUGGUUGGAAGAUUUCUUUGAUCAAGUCGAUGCGAAGGUGUAUUUCAAGCCGUUGAAUUUUGACUUGCUUGCUGCGAAAUUGACCAAGGACAUCAAUAUACGAUUUCAGCGAGCAAUGGGAUCUGAGGUAGUCCUUGAGAUUGAUGAUGAAGUCAUGAUAGAAAUACUUGCUGCCACGUGGUUAUCAAACAAGAAGAUGGCAAUAGAGUUUUGGAUUGAAGCUGUUCUGAGCAGAAACUUUGUUCAAUUUCAGCAGAAGUACCAUCCCAAACCUGGGUCUGUUGUGAAACUAGCUGUUUGUGAAGGUUGUCCUUUUCAAACAGAAUCUCCUGAAAUUUGCCUUCCCAUAAAAAUCAACAUGUAAGUGAUUCUAGCUAUUUUAUGCUGCUUCUUGUAAAAAAAAAAUGUAUACCGUAGGUCAUAGCAUCCAAAAAACGUCGUUUGGCCAUGUGUCCAAGGUUUAAAGGUUCAAAAGUUUGGGAAAAUGUGAAGAUAAAUAAAGACGACAAAGAGGCAACAUGUUAAUAAUUUUCUACGAACAGACUAAGGGACACAUUGCCAAACAACGCUGCAUGGGAUAAUAGUGUUUUUGUGUUACCAUUAGCUGCUGUAAAAGAAUAUGCAUAAUGCUCCUUUUUAGCAGAAAAUUAUUAACAUGUUGCCGUUUAGGUAUCUACA
Mangifera indica (mango) is the source of this 3917-nucleotide messenger RNA. Its product is annotated as protein SMAX1-LIKE 6-like. Lineage: Eukaryota; Viridiplantae; Streptophyta; Magnoliopsida; Sapindales; Anacardiaceae. The transcript has 4 exons. The record is from RefSeq and is a predicted model, not a curated record. Gene Ontology annotation, molecular function: ATP hydrolysis activity; ATP binding. The coding region runs from base 433 to 3603 and encodes 1056 amino acids.